Messenger RNA from Herpailurus yagouaroundi (jaguarundi), 2058 nucleotides. RefSeq names its product deoxyribonuclease 1 like 2 (gene DNASE1L2). The record is from RefSeq and is a predicted model, not a curated record. Gene Ontology annotation, molecular function: DNA binding; deoxyribonuclease I activity. Gene Ontology annotation, biological process: DNA catabolic process. Gene Ontology annotation, cellular component: nucleus. NCBI's taxonomy places the organism in Eukaryota, Metazoa, Chordata, Mammalia, Carnivora, Felidae.
AUCUGCCACUUGUGAUGUUGCCGUGGCAGCGGCAGCCUCGGGGUCUGGGGCCACUGUCCUGGCAGGUUUCCCUGUGGCAGCACACCUGCCCGGGCCACCCUUUGGACUCUCAUGCCCGGCCGCCCCGCCCAGGGCUCCGGAGGGGCUGGCGGCGCCUUGGCGGUGUGUGGGUGUCACUGGCAUGUGGACAGGCAGCCUCCUCCUGCUGCCCUGCCCAGUGGGAGUUGUGACUCCAGCUUCCUGAGCCCCCCCCCCCCCCCGGUGGGUGGAAGGGGAUGCCGUUUCCCCGCCUCCAGCCCUGGUGCUGUCUGUUGGGACAGGGGACCAAGGCUUUUUCCCUUGAGGUGACAGCGUGUGGGGGGACAGGCCUGCACUGCGUUGUUUUCCCAGAAGGUGCCGCUGAAGGAGGGAGAUUUUGGAUGACCUAGUUUUGGGGGGUGGGGGGAGGACAGGAACAAGGACUGGACCUUGGAUGGCUGACCCUCUUAUCCAGUCCUGACAUGGUGCUGGGAGGCGGUCAGAGUCUGCGGAGUCCCGCUUCUGAUGGGCUUGGGGGCACCAGAGCAGGCCCAGGGUGGAUGCCUCUGCCACCUGGCCGUCAGGGCUCUCCCUGGGACUGGCCACCAGGAGUUCCAGCGUCCAGCUUCAUUGAGGGGGCGGACCCAGAGCAGUCCAGCCCCUCCCUGGACCAGGGCCUCAAAUACCCGCCUGAGCCCUGGCACCAGAACUGCUGCCCCACCAAGCGCGGAGUCUGUGUUGUGCCACAGACACACCCCCAGCCUGGAUCUCUGACCUAGAUCCUGAGCCUCGGCUGCUGCCCCAUCCGCAUCCCAGCCGCCCGCUCCGCGCCAUGGGUGGGUUCCGGGCCCUAAUGGCCGCGCUCUGGGCGCUGGGGGCCGCCGGGGCCGCGGCGCUGCGCAUCGGAGCCUUCAACAUCCAGAGCUUUGGCGACAGCAAAGUGUCGGACCCAGCCUGCGGCGGUGUCAUUGCGCAAAUCGUGGCUGGCUAUGACAUCACGCUGGUGCAGGAGGUGCGAGACCCGGACCUGAGCGCCGUGUCCGCGCUCAUGGAGCAGAUCAACAGCGUGUCCAGGCACGAGUACAGCUUCGUGAGCAGCGAGCCCCUGGGUCGGGACCAGUACAAAGAAAUGUACCUGUUCGUCUACAGGAAGGACGCGGUGUCGGUGGUGGACACGUACCAGUACCCGGACCCGGAGGACGCCUUCAGUCGUGAACCUUUCGUGGUCAAGUUCUCCGCCCCCGGCUCGGGUAAGGCCCCGCCCCUCCCCUUCCGCGGCCCCGCCCCCGCCCCGCCCCACCCCCCGCCUCUGACACGCGCCUUCGCAGCUGCCGGGGAGCUAGUGCUGAUCCCGCUGCACGCGGCGCCGCACCAGGCCGUGGCGGAGAUCGACGCUCUCUACGACGUGUACCUGGACGUGAUCGACAAAUGGGGCACCGACGACUUGCUGUUCUUGGGCGACUUCAAUGCGGACUGCAGCUACGUGAGGGCGCAGGACUGGCCGGCAAUCCGCCUGCGCAGUAGCGAGGUCUUCAAGUGGCUCAUCCCAGACAGCGCGGACACCACGGUGGGCAACUCGGACUGCGCCUACGACCGCAUCGUGGUGUGCGGCGCCCGCCUGCGCAGGAGCCUGAAGCCCCAGUCGGCCGCUGUGCACGACUUCCAGGAGGAGUUCGGCCUGGACCAGACUCAGGCCCUUGCCAUCAGUGACCAUUUUCCUGUGGAGGUGACCCUGAAGUCCCACUGAAAACCUUCCAGGCCUGGUCAGGGCACGCCGCCUCCAGACUCGACCUGAGGAGGACUCUGGCCCCCACAGAUCUCCUUCUGGAUGGCUGGCCAAGCCCCAGCAAGCCGUGGGGCAGGGCUGGCUGGACAAGAGGCUGUGGACACAUCACAGGCCCACUCAGCCUGUCUCCCCAUCUGUAAAAUGGGCUACGACAUCUGUCUCCUCCUUGUGAGGAGCACCUACAGGGCGCCGGGCGUGUGGCUGUGCUCAAUAAACGGGAGUGAGCGCUUAGCCAGGACCACACACUGGUCGGC